AUGCCUCCUCCGCUGCCCAUGCCUCCGCUGCCCGUGCCUCCGCCGCCCGUGCCUCCGCCGCCCAUGCCUCCGCCGCCCAUGCCUCCGCCGCCCAUGCCUCCUCCGCCGCCCAUUCCCCCUCCGCCCAUGCUACCUCCGCCUAUGCCUCCCGCGCCCAUGCCUCCCCCGCCCAUAUUUCCUCCGCCCAUGCCUCCUCCGCCCAUGCUUCCGCCGCCCAUGCCUCCCCCGCCCAUGUAUCCUCCGCCCAUGCUUCCUCCGCCCAUGCCUCCUCCGCCCAUGCCUCCUCCGCCCAUGUAUCCUCCGCCCAUGUUUCCUCCGCCCAUGCCUCCUCCCCCGCCCAUCCCCCCUCCGCCCAUGCUUCCUCCGCCUAUGCCUCCCCCGCCCAUAUUUCCUCCGCCCAUGCCUCCUCCGCCCAUGCUUCCGCCGCCCAUGCCUCCUCCGCCCAUGCUUCCUCCGCCCAUGCCUCCUCCGCCUAUGCCUCCCCCGCCCAUGUUUCCUCCGCCCAUGCUUCCUCCGCCCAUGCCUCCUCCGCCCAUUCUUCCUCCGCCCAUGCCUCCUCCGACGCCCAUGUUUCCUCCGCCCAUGCUCCCCCCGCCCAUGCCGCCUCCACCCAUACCUCCCCCACCCAUCCCCCCUCCGCCCGCAUUACCUGGUUGCCCGCUCAUCCCGCCACCUCCUUGCGAGCCAAACCCGCCCUGCCCGCCGCUUGACGCGCCACUUCCGCCUCCGCCGCUGGUCUGGGGGGGGCGGAAGAAGGACCAGCUACCGCCUGCACGCGACGGCGGGAAAGGUAGUCCCGUAAAACCGAGUGGACGUGUAGUGAGUCGGUCAUGA
Closterium sp. NIES-65 is the source of this 834-nucleotide messenger RNA. Lineage: Eukaryota; Viridiplantae; Streptophyta; Zygnematophyceae; Desmidiales; Closteriaceae. The record is from the annotation of a GenBank genome assembly.